This is a messenger RNA of Paramormyrops kingsleyae, 1619 nucleotides long. RefSeq names its product insulinoma-associated protein 2-like. Gene Ontology annotation, molecular function: DNA-binding transcription repressor activity, RNA polymerase II-specific; RNA polymerase II cis-regulatory region sequence-specific DNA binding. Gene Ontology annotation, cellular component: transcription repressor complex; nucleus. Gene Ontology annotation, biological process: negative regulation of transcription by RNA polymerase II; regulation of cell cycle process; neuron differentiation. NCBI's taxonomy places the organism in Eukaryota, Metazoa, Chordata, Actinopteri, Osteoglossiformes, Mormyridae. The record is from RefSeq and is a predicted model, not a curated record.
GGAUAUCAACGUCGCUUUGUAAAAUACGUUAUGGGGACAAAAAACAUCCCAGUGCUGAUCCAACCACGGGAACUCCACAUGAGCUUGUCAAUAUGCCUGGUGCCCCGUGUAAUGUCUGGAGGGCGCCUGCAGAUUUAUGGGAAUCGUUUGCGCUAUUUUCAGAAACCAAACGCACACACCCAUCCGAAUGCGCAAUGGAAGUGGGAAGCAAAAUCUGCACAAACUUAUCGGUCGGGGGCCAGGAUCCCAGAUGUUGUGACCAAAACGAAACCUCUCUAAGUCACGCAGAGUCGACAGAAAAACGGCUGAAUGACUGGAGCAUGGAAAACGGACUUCGCCUUUCUGCGUGUCCAGACUCAACUCAGUGCACGGGGUCAGAGGAGAGGCUGCAGAUGCGCUCACACGUGAACUUACCUGCUCCUGUUAAAGCGGACUCGCCGCUUCAUCACUACGCGCCUCCUCAUCAUACUGUCAGACGCACGAAUAGUGACUCUGGCUGCGAAGUCAAAUGCUCGCUUCUAAAUCACAAAGAUAAGAGCAAAAUUAGCUUUAGGAAGAAUGUCAUCACUGGCUCUACCCUCGAUCUAAAAAUAAAGAAAAGGGGAGAUUCGAAAAUGCGACUAUUCACGGUAGACACCAAGCCUUUGGGUGACUUCAUUUGCCAGCUUUGCAAGGUGGAGUAUCCCGAUCCCUUUUCUCUGGCGCAGCACAGGUGCUCCGGAUUAGCUCGGGUAGAUUACCGCUGUCCGGAGUGCGACAAAGUUUUCAGCUGCCCAGCAAAUCUGGCUUCUCAUCGUAGAUGGCACAAGCCUCGUCCCACAAAAAAGGACGAGAUCCACGACGGCAGGCAAACACAGCGGUGCGUGUUAGGGGAUCCGGUGCGGGAGCAGAAAGGCGAUGCCGAGAAGAUGCCUAUGAAUGAUCAGCACCUUUCACACCCGGAGAGUUCCCAUUCGCAAAGUACGCGCAAGACAGAUAAACCAUACAAAAGGCUGAAAUCGCAGGAAAGGUCACCCCGAAACCUUAAUUAUAAAGCGUCAGAAAAGAGUUUCAACCAAUAUCGUACGAUGCUGGACCGCGCUAGCAGGACAGUAACCGCUAACUCCGAAAAAUAUUCUAUAUACACUGGUCUCUACUCUCCAUGCAUAGGAACACAGCAGCUGAGUGUAGGAAAUGUAUCCAGCAAUACAUUCCGUGGACAUGAAUUUCUGGGAAAUCACAUGGCUGCCCAAGACAACGCUGGAUCUUCGACUUAUUACCAGACACAAGCAGGGCAAACACCAGUUUCCUGUCUGUUUUGCGGGAUCCCUCUUCCCUCUGCGGAAAUACGGGAUAAACACAUGUUGUGGCAUGUCAGAUCUGAAGAGAUUCUCGGUAAUCCGGGUGGGAGCGAUAAUACGGUGGCGAGACUGGGAAUCUUCAAUUUAGAGCGUCAGAUCUUUCUUUUCUAAACGCCCAGUGCCAUGCACCUCUCUUCGGUGGGGAUACCAGCUCACCUAAGCCGACAGAAGGCGGUUUCUAUGGACAUGCCAUCCGUAUAAUGACGAUUUCUGUGUAUAUAGGCUACGCAUAUUUCAAAAUGGCACAGUGACUUGUUUUUGUAAUUUUCCGUAUCUGUA